AACUUGGAAUUUAAGUGAAAACCAUAAGAUGGGUUUUAGAGCACUGCCUAUUCAACACAACAGUGGAUUCAUCUCCACGACCAAAGUCCCGAUCUCAAGAACCUCGCCGAGAUUUAGCCGGAACCCUCGAUGGGUCGUUGUCUCAGCAAAGCAAGAGAAAGAUGAGGAGAAGAAGAAGGAAGAGGAGACUUCGUUGUUUACGAAAUUAACUGAUGCGUUGGACUUCUCACAAGUUCGGUCGGAGAAAGACGCUGAGCUUCUCUACGAGGCUCGAGAAGCCACCAAAUCUGGUGGCAAGAUGACCCAAGAACAGUAUGGGGCAUUGAGGAGAAAAAUCGGAGGGACAUACAAGGACUUCUUUAAAUCCUAUGUUGAAGUGGAUGGGAAAUAUGUGGAGGAAGGAUGGGUGGACAAAACAUGUAAGAUAUGCAAAAAGGACACAAAGGGUGAGGCAAGACAAGUGGACAAGUUAGGGAGAUAUGCUCAUGUCUCUUGUCUUCAAAAUCCUCCCUCUGGAAAUUUCUUCACCAGGCUCUUCUCUAGAUGAUGAUCAAUUUCCCAAAUCAUAUGAAUGUGUUUGCUUGUAACUAAAUUAUUCUUGCAAUU
This is a messenger RNA of Arabidopsis arenosa, 606 nucleotides long. NCBI's taxonomy places the organism in Eukaryota, Viridiplantae, Streptophyta, Magnoliopsida, Brassicales, Brassicaceae. The record is from the annotation of a GenBank genome assembly.